AUGGCAGGCAAACCGCCCCAAGCAGUCCCUGGUUUUUCUGACAUCACGCCUAUGGAACAUGCAUAUACUCAGGCCUCACUCUCCACGUCAGAAGAUCUAGUGCACCCUUAUGGGUUUGCUUAUGGUCUUGGUGCCUAUACUAAUUUGCCUAACAUCACUGAAACCUCCACAAGUCGUCCUCUGAGGGUGCAAAUCAGGACUGAUAUUCAGGGCAUCACAAUAGUGCCACCCGUUUAUACGUUCUCGCAGCCUAAUCCUACAGUUAUGACAACUACUUUUAAUUCUCUUAUUGACAUUGAGAGACCUGUGAAAAAUGCUGAACAUGAGGACAUGGCUAGAAAAAUGAAAAGCCUGGAACAAGCUAUGAAGAACUUACAAGGAUUGGGAGGUUAUAAAAGUGUCUCGUUCAGAGAUUUGUGCAUGUUUCCCGACGUUCAUCUAUCCCUCGGAUUCAAGUCUCCGAAAUUUGAGAAGUGCGAUGGUCAUGGUGAUCCCGUAGCACAUUUGAAGAAGUAUUGUAAUCAACUAAGAGGAGCAGGGGGUAAGCAAGAAUUGCUUAUGGCUAAUUUUGGUGAGUGUUUUACAGGGUUAGCCUUAGAAUGGUUCAUUGACCAAGACAUCACUAAGUGGCAUAUUUGGGACGACAUGGCUCAAGAGUUUGUGCAGCAAUUUCAAUACAAUAAAGACUUAGUCCCUGACGCUGGCUUUAGUGACAUAACAUGCAUGCGGAAUUUUUGGUCAGAUUUUAAAACCUGGUCUAGUCAGGGAACAAAUGCACUGAAAAUUGUGAAGAAGAACAUUUGA
Lycium ferocissimum is the source of this 804-nucleotide messenger RNA. RefSeq lists its product as uncharacterized. Lineage: Eukaryota; Viridiplantae; Streptophyta; Magnoliopsida; Solanales; Solanaceae. The record is from RefSeq and is a predicted model, not a curated record. The transcript has 3 exons. Bases 1 to 804 code for a protein of 267 amino acids.